Trifolium pratense (red clover) is the source of this 2021-nucleotide messenger RNA. RefSeq names its product cytochrome P450 85A-like. Gene Ontology annotation, biological process: sterol metabolic process. The coding region runs from base 521 to 1915 and encodes 464 amino acids. The transcript has 9 exons. NCBI's taxonomy places the organism in Eukaryota, Viridiplantae, Streptophyta, Magnoliopsida, Fabales, Fabaceae. The record is from RefSeq and is a predicted model, not a curated record. Gene Ontology annotation, molecular function: monooxygenase activity; iron ion binding; oxidoreductase activity, acting on paired donors, with incorporation or reduction of molecular oxygen.
GAAGGGCUAAAUAAGGGUAUGAAUUUUUUACUCAUAUAUUACUUUGUACAGUGCAGUGUUCUUUUUUGUUCACUAUCUUAAAAUCCUUCAUUAAAAAAGCCAACCACCUUUUAAUUAUUUUUUGGCAAAAUAUAUCUAUAGGUCUUUAAGUUUUACGUUUGUAUUAUAUAUGAUAUCUGAUACAAACGUAAAACUUAAAUGAUCUAUAGAUGUAUUUUACCUUUUUUUUUUUUAUAAUUUCUUUAAAUCUCUUAAUUUAAUUUUUAUUAUUUUUCUUUAUAUUGUACUUUUUUUUUUGACUAAUUUAAUAGCUACUUUGAAAAGUGUGAUGUUUUCUUUUUAUGUCACUAUGGUUAUUUAAUUUAUUAUUCUUAUUUGAAAAGAUAGUUAAAUUUUCAAGGGCCUAUAUAUGUAUGUAUGUUUAUGUGCACUCUUUAGGUAACUAAACAUCAACAAGUUUCAUUUUUUUUCUUCUUUCUUUUCAGUCUUUGUGAGUUGAGUUUAGAGUGAGAGUAUAAAAAUGGUUUUUUUCAUGGCAAUUGUUGGUGUAUUCUUGGUACUCUGUUUUUGCUCUGCUCUAUUGAGAUGGAAUGAAGUAAGGUAUAGGAAGAAAGGUUUACCACCUGGCACAAUGGGGUGGCCACUAUUUGGAGAGACAACUGAGUUUCUUAAACAAGGUCCAAAUUUCAUGAAAAAUCAAAGAGCAAGGUUUGGAAGUUUUUUCAAAUCACACAUACUUGGUUGUCCUACAAUUGUUUCAAUGGAUCCAGAGCUUAAUAGAUACAUUUUAAUGAAUGAAUCAAAAGGUCUUGUUCCUGGUUACCCUCAAUCUAUGUUAGAUAUCUUAGGAAAAUGUAACAUUGCAGCUGUUCAUGGCUCCACUCACAAGUACAUGAGAGGAGCACUUCUUUCAAUCAUUAGCCCCACAAUGAUUAGAGAACAAAUUUUACCAAAAAUUGAUGAGUUUAUGAGUGCUCAAUUAAGCAAUUGGGAUGAUAAAGUCAUCAACAUUCAAGAGAAAACCAAAGAGAUGGUGUUCCUCUCAUCUCUUAAGCAAAUUGCUAGUAUAGAAUCAAGCUCAACAAUAGCUGAUUCUUUCAAGACAGAGUUUUUUAAGCUAGUUUUAGGAACCAUUUCUCUACCUAUUAACCUUCCUGGAGCAAAUUAUCACCGCGGAUUUCAGGCAAGGAAGAAUAUAAUCAGCAUUUUGAGUCAAUUAUUAAAGGAAAGAAGAGAAUCCAAUGAAACUCACAAAGACAUGCUUAGUAAUUUGAUGGAAAAAGAUGAAAAUAAGUACAAAUUAAGUGAUGAAGAAAUCAUUGAUCUAGUGAUUACACUUAUGUAUUCUGGCUAUGAAACCGUUUCAACCACAUCAAUGAUGGCUGUGAAGUACCUUCAUGAUCAUCCUAAAGCUCUUGAAGAACUUAGAAAAGAGCAUUUGGCCAUAAGAGAGAGGAAAAAGCCAAAUGAACCAAUUGAUUCCAAUGAUCUAAAAUCAAUGAAGUUUACACGUGCGGUAAUUUUUGAGACAUCUAGAUUGGCUACAAUAGUUAAUGGAGUUCUAAGAAAAACCACUCAAGAUAUGGAACUAAAUGGCUAUUUGAUUCCUAAAGGGUGGAGAAUAUAUGUGUACACAAGAGAGAUAAAUUAUGACACUUUUUUGUAUCCUGAUCCAUUAACAUUCAAUCCAUGGAGAUGGAUGGACAAGAGUUUGGAAUCACAAAAUUACUUCUUGAUAUUUGGAGGUGGCACUAGACUCUGUCCAGGAAAAGAGUUGGGAAUCACUGAAAUUUCAACUUUCUUACACUACCUUGUAACUAGAUACAGUUGGCAAGAAGUGGGAGGAGAUAAACUAAUGAAAUUUCCUAGAGUUCAAGCACCUAAUGGAUUGCACAUGAGAUUUUCAUCUUACUAACUAGGGGGUGACUUUAUGUACAGUAUUGAGAUGUAGCAGAUUGUAGGGGAAUUAUGUAUGAUAUGAUUCUUACAAAUAGUAGAAUAAAAAAGUUUUUUUGCUCCAA